Molecule: messenger RNA, 1824 nt
Organism: Sporisorium graminicola
Lineage: Eukaryota; Fungi; Basidiomycota; Ustilaginomycetes; Ustilaginales; Ustilaginaceae
Exons: 1
Coding region: 1-1824 (607 amino acids)
Biological process (GO): transmembrane transport
Molecular function (GO): transmembrane transporter activity
Source: RefSeq, a predicted model, not a curated record
AUGUCGCAGCCUGAGUCACGCAAUCCGGUCCACGAGGCGUCCGCCUCGACAUCUGACCACAACGACCUCGCCGAUGCUGUCGAAACCAAGUCUUUGCACACCGCCAGUGAUGCUGAAGAAGGUGACCUGAAGCUCAACAGCCUCGUCGCACCCAUCGCUGCAGUACCUCAUCUCACGAACCACGAUGAUGAAGAUGUCUGGAUCGCAGACGCCCAAGCAGGCGCGGUAGGGGCGACCUGGAAGCACCGUCUUCCGGCGCUGCUCAUGGUGCUCUUCCUGACGCUCGGCAGCAACUUUGCGCAAUCUUCGCUCGGCCCACUCAAAUCGACGAUCAAGAAGGAAAUCAAGUCGGUGACCAACGCACGCUACGGCGCCAUCUCGUCGGCGGACCAGCUGAUCAACGGCGUGCUCCCGCUGUUUUCGGGCAUCAUGAUCGACUACUACGGGCCUAGCAUCACGUCUGUGCUCUCGUCGAGCGCGGUGCUGAUCGGCGUCAUUGUUCGCGCGGUAGGCGGGCAGCGACGCAGCUUUGCGACCAUCUUGGCGGGGCAGAUCAUCUUUGGCUUUGGCAGCACUACGAUCGAGACGAGCCAGUCGAAGCUCUACACGCACUGGUGCAGGGAUUCCACCUCUCUUUCUGCGGCCCCGAAGCAGGGUCAGGAUGGGGAGGACAAGGUGCGGAAGCGGAAGUGGAACCGAGGCGCGGCGCUUUCCAGUGCUGGCUGGCUGGGGUUCGUGUAUGGCCUGGAUAUCGCCAUGGGUCGGGUGUUCAACAUUAUGGGUUCGAUGAGCUCGGUGCCCGUGGCGGAAUCGACGGGCAAGUGGUACUGGUCCUUUUGGCUCUCUGCGAUUCUGUGUGCGGUUACGCUCGGGCUAAACUUGGCGUACGUUGUGUACGAACGUGCGCUGCCUCAGCAGAUGCGCGUGGUAACGGGACGACAGCUCGCAGCACAGGCGGCGCUCGCGUCGUCUUCGAGCUCCUCGUCCGACGAGAAGCACGGGCAGAAACGUAUCCUGCGGCCCUUUUCGCUGCGUCACUGGCAGCUGCUGACGCUAAGCGUAGGUGCGAUUCCGGCCGCGUUCUGGCUGGUGACCAUGACGCAAGUGCUGCAGUCCGGGACGGUGGGUGCGUAUACAUCCAACCUGGCCGAGGUGGUGCAGAUCACGUGGGGCAAGUCCAAGCUGCGCGCCGGGUAUGCGUCGUCGGUGGGGCAGAUCCCUCCGAUUGUGCUGACGCCGCUGUUGGGCCUCAUGUUUGACCUGUUCGGCCGGCGCAUGUACUACGUCUCGGGGUGUGCGGCGCUGUGGGUGGUCGUGUUUGCACUGCUCGCGUUCAGCCGGGUCAACGUGUACCUGCCCGUCGUUCUCGGCAGUGUCGCACUCUCGUUCAACGCGCUGCCCUUCAUCGCCUCCAUCCCGCUGCUGGUUCCCAAUCAGGCCUCGAUCGGCACCGCCUUCGGCAUCUGGAAGUGCUUCAACUCGGCCGGCUCGGUCACCAUGGACGUCGCAUUCGGAGCGAUCCAGGACCUCACCCCGCGCGGCACGUCGCAGUUCCGCAACGCCUUCUCGCUGCUCAUCGCGCUCAAGUCGGUCGAUGUCGUCUACGGCCUGCUCUACCAUGUGAUCGAUCGCAGGUACUUUGGCGGUGUGCUCAGGCUCAAUGAGCGAGAGCUGCGCGACAAGGCGCAGACCGAGACCGACGCAGAGAGGACCCACGCGCUGCGCAAACCAAUCAGGAACUGGACGCUUGCAGGCUGCUCGCUCCUCGUUGCCUUUGUCACUACCGGCUACGUGCUCUACAUCGUCUACUCCAUCGGCACUUAG